UGCCCCAUAGAGGGGUGGGGCAGGCCCCACACGUCAAGUGGGGAGCAGGAGGAAGUUUGAGGACAGGGUGGGGUGACCACGGCCGCGUCACCGCAAGCAGCAGCUCUGGGUGAGUGGGACUGGGAAGGACUGGGAAGGACUGGGAAGGACUGGGAAGGACUGGGAAGAGCUGGGAGCUGCACCUGGAGCAGCUGGGAAUGGGAAGAGGUGGGAAUAGCGCCUGGAGGAACCUGGAGCAACUGGGAAUGAUUGGGAAUAGCACCUGGAGGAGCCUGGAGUGACCAGGAAGAGGCAGUGCCAGAGCAUGAAGUGGCAGCUGAGCCCUCGCCUGCUGGUGCUGCCGGCGCUGGCAGCCCUGGUGGCUUUGGUAGGGCUCCGGCUAUGGCACAGCCACGAGCCCAUCACCGAGGCCCCGGACCUGCCCCCCCAUGCCUUCCAAUGGCUCCACGGCCUGGCCGCUAACACCACAACCCUCCCCACCCGGCACCCGCUGCGGCCACCGUAUCCCCAUCCCUACCGGUUCCUCCUCAACCAGCCCCACAAGUGCCGGGACCAGGCUCCGUUCCUGGUGCUGCUGGUGGCGACGGCACCGGAGGACACCGGCGCCCGGCACUGCAUCCGCCGGACGUGGGGCAACGAGAGCGCGGUGCCGGGUACCCCCAUCCUGCGCCUGUUCCUCCUGGGGCUCCAUCCGGUGUUUGCCGACGCGCUGGAGCCGGUGCUGCGGGAGGAGAGCCGGGAAUACGGAGACCUCAUCCAACAGGACUUCAUGGACACCUACAACAACCUGACCCUGAAGACGCUGAUGGGGCUGCAAUGGGUGAGCCGCUACUGCCCCAACGCCACCUACGUGAUGAAGGCCGACACCGACGUCUUCCUCAACCUCCACUACCUGACCCGCCGCCUGUUGCUGCCUCCCAGGGCCUCCUUCGUCACCGGCUACGUGUACCGGAACACGGCCCCGAUCCGGAGCAAGGCCUACAAGUGGUACGUGCCGCGGGAGCUGUACCCCAACACCACCUACCCCCCGUACUGCGGCGGUCCCGCUUACGUCCUGUCCACCGACGUGGCCUCCCGCGUGCACGCCGUGGCGCAGACCCUGCCCCUCAUCAACAUGGAGGACGCCUUCGUGGGGCUGUGUCUCCAUGCCCUGGGCAUCACCGUCACCGACGGCCCGUGGGGCGCGUUCUCUAUGGGGCGCAUCCCCUAUGAGCCGUGCCGCUUCGCCCGCGCCGCGGCCGUGCACCGCUACCAGCCCCAGGAGGUGCUGAGGCUCUGGCCAAGCUUCCAGCAGGAGAAGGACAAAUGUGAGGGGGUGAAUGGGGCUCGGUGAUGUCCCCACUAUGGGGCUGGGGGGGCCAGGGGACCCCCCCCCGUGUGCUGGUGACGUGGGUUGGGCCAUGACCGUGGCACCGGUUGGAGCUCACACCAGGAAGUGGCACAGCUGGAGGAUCCGGUUCCUUAUGGCACAA
Molecule: messenger RNA, 1472 nt
Organism: Melopsittacus undulatus (budgerigar)
Lineage: Eukaryota; Metazoa; Chordata; Aves; Psittaciformes; Psittaculidae
Product: beta-1,3-galactosyltransferase 2-like
Exons: 2
Coding region: 305-1333 (342 amino acids)
Cellular component (GO): Golgi membrane
Molecular function (GO): N-acetyl-beta-D-glucosaminide beta-(1,3)-galactosyltransferase activity
Source: RefSeq, a predicted model, not a curated record